This is a messenger RNA of Capsella rubella, 1587 nucleotides long. RefSeq names its product TOM1-like protein 1. Gene Ontology annotation, molecular function: ubiquitin binding; phosphatidylinositol binding. Bases 161 to 1381 code for a protein of 406 amino acids. Gene Ontology annotation, biological process: protein transport to vacuole involved in ubiquitin-dependent protein catabolic process via the multivesicular body sorting pathway. NCBI's taxonomy places the organism in Eukaryota, Viridiplantae, Streptophyta, Magnoliopsida, Brassicales, Brassicaceae. The record is from RefSeq and is a predicted model, not a curated record. The transcript is spliced from 4 exons.
AAAAUAUAUGUACAGUAGGGCGUCAACGGGAAUUGACCUUGUCACAAGUUUUCCUCUCUAAAGUCUCCAUUCGUUUUACCAGAGAUCGAGCAUAUUCAGCUUUGUUAGUCGAGCUUACCAUCUCUUUGUGGCAUAUCACAAGCUUUGAGUAUCAGCAAAAAUGAGUGACAAUCUUAUGGACAAAGUUACCGCAUUUGGUGAGCGCCUAAAGAUCGGAGGUUCAGAAGUUAGCAACAAGAUCAGUGCUGGUGUGAGCUCAAUGAGCUUCAAAGUUAAGGAACUUUUUCAAGGUCCAAACCCAACUGAUAAAAUAGUCGAGGAUGCUACUACAGAGAAUCUAGAGGAACCUGACUGGGAUAUGAAUUUGGAAAUAUGUGAUAUGAUCAACCAAGAGACAAUUAAUAGCGUUGAGUUGAUCCGUGGAAUAAAGAAGAGGAUAAUGAUGAAGCAGCCGAGAAUUCAAUACCUUGCCUUGGUUUUACUGGAGACGUGUGUUAAGAACUGCGAGAAGGCCUUUUCGGAGGUGGCAGCAGAAAGAGUCCUUGAUGAAAUGGUAAAGCUGAUUGAAGACCCACAGACAGUUGUGAAUAAUCGAAACAAAGCUUUGAUACUGAUUGAAGCUUGGGGAGAAUCAACCAGUGAACUCCGCUACCUACCAGUUUUUGAAGAAACUUAUAAGAGCUUGAAAGCAAGAGGUAUUCGCUUCCCUGGACGAGACAACGAGAGCUUGGCACCUAUUUUCACUCCUGCACGGUCAACUCCAGCACCAGAAGUAAAUGCUGAUAUUCCUCAGCAUGUGCAUGAGCCUGCACAUAUUCAGUAUGAUGCUCCUGUACGAAGCUUUACCGCUGAGCAGACAAAGGAAGCUUUCGAUAUAGCAAGAAACAGCAUUGAACUUCUUUCCACGGUUCUGUCCUCUUCGCCUCAACAAGAUGCUCUACAGGAUGACUUGACAACAACACUUGUACAACAAUGUCGUCAAUCUCAAACCACUGUCCAAAGAAUCAUUGAAACAGCAGGUGAAGAUGAAGCACUUCUAUUUGAAGCCUUAAAUGUGAACGACGAGCUAGUGAAAACGCUGUCUAAGUAUGAGGAGAUGAACAGACCCUCUGCACCACUAACCGCACAUGAGCCAGCCAUGAUUCCUGUUGCCGAAGAGCCCGAUGAAUCUCCGGUUCAUGCAAAGGAAGAAUCUCUGGUUAGAAAAUCUUCUGGUGUUCGUGGUGGGUUUCAUGGAGGUGGUAGCGGGGAUGACAUGAUGGAUGAUCUUGAUGAGAUGAUAUUCGGUAAGAAAAGUGGCGGUGAUUCUUCGACAAAUGCUGAUCAUGACCCGAAAAAGGAGAAGUCUUCGUCUAAAAAUGAUGAUCUCAUUCGAUUCUGAGAUGGUGUUUUUAAAGGCGAAAUAAUAACUCUUUUAUGGAUUUGGUGUUUAAUUGGUAGUAUGAAUGAACAGAUUGUCAGUGUAAGUAAUCUGUGUUUGGAGAUCUCUUUGACUUGUGUGAUGGGUUUAUAGAGGAGAUUUGUUAUGGACACAAAAGAUUUGAAAUCUUCUCACUGUGUUUAACUAUUGGUUUCCUUUUCAACUCA